UCAGCUAAACGUUCACAGUGUUGAACCCUGCAGUUCUGAGUUGGAGCUCUGGAAAUUGUGAGCACAGCACUGAUUGGAACCUAGAAAUGGCACUGCAGGUGAGAGUGAGAUUGGCCGCCCUACUCUUGCCCGCGUUUCUGCUAUUGUGGGCAGUCUGUCGUCCCUGCCUUGCAGUUGCACAAUCCAGUGAUUCCGAGAUGUCAGCGGCAUGUCCUCCUAAAGGAUCGUGUUGCAGCGCUUGCUUCCAGGGUCCCGCGGGACCAGCUGGCCUGCCUGGGAUUCCAGGUGUGCCCGGUAAUAACGGCCUCCAGGGGUCAAUAGGUCAAAAAGGUGAGCCUGGCUCGGGACUACCUGGACCCAAGGGAGACAUGGGCGAUCACGGUCAGAAGGGGGAGCAAGGAGAGCCGGGGGUUCAGGGACUCGUUGGUCAGCCAGGGAAGCUUGGGCCGGCCGGUCCUAGCGGAGAGAAGGGGGAGAAGGGAGGAAAGGGUCAGCCUGGAGACUCGACCUACGUGACCCCAGCACCGCCCUCUGUCGUCGCUUUCAGCACUCGCAUGAGCAGUCAUUUCACAGGAAAUUCUGGCGAUGUGGUUAUUUUUGACAACACCAAAACGAACAUCGGAGACGCGUACGAUUCGCAAACUGGAGUCUUCACCUGCACAGUGGCAGGUGUUUAUUUCUUCAGCGUGACCAUCAUGGGCCUUACCUCAGGACCGAGGCCAACGGCAAGGCUGGAAAUGAACGGACAACGCAUCUUUAAUGUUCUUGACAAUCAUCCAGGCUACCACCACCAGUCCAGUAAUUCAGCGGUCCUCGUUCUGGCUAACGGGGAUACGGUUCACUUAGAGCUUUACAGUAACAGCGGACAAGGAAUUUAUGGUAGUUACUAUUCCUCCUUUUCUGGGUUUCUGAUCCAAGCGACGCAAUAAACCCAUAGCAAGUCUAGCAUUCAUCCCAAUACCAAUAAACGUGAUGGAAAGCGUCGUGUACCAGGACCAACGUGUCCAACAUACUAUCGAAGGGAACACGGGAGUCAUACAACCUUGCCCACAUUUAGCUGAAAGAUCUGUUUAACAAUGUUUGGAUAAUAUAUUAAAAAAGUACUACGGAAAAAUUCGUACAAACAACUUGCGAAAUUUGUAUUGUUAGAAAUUGUAUCUGU
Patiria miniata (bat star) is the source of this 1162-nucleotide messenger RNA. Its product is annotated as complement C1q tumor necrosis factor-related protein 2-like. The transcript is spliced from 2 exons. Gene Ontology annotation, molecular function: protein binding. NCBI's taxonomy places the organism in Eukaryota, Metazoa, Echinodermata, Asteroidea, Valvatida, Asterinidae. Bases 87 to 929 code for a protein of 280 amino acids. The record is from RefSeq and is a predicted model, not a curated record.